AUGCGCACUCACUCGCUUCCGCGCAACCUGGCCGCUCGCCAACGAGUCAACUCACGGAGUCACAACCGACGGUCAACAGAAGCAAAGCCUUCCAGCAGUGCACUCGAUCGUUCCUCAAGCUCCGCGAUGACUACCAUUUCUGCCCGAUCGGGGUCUUCUCAGCCAUCUCCAACACUGUACAUUCAGAACCUGGACGAUAAGAUCAAAAAAUCCGAUCUGAAGCGACUACUGUACCAGUUAUUCUUGAUCCAUGGAAAAGUGCUGGAUGUGAUUGUUAAAAAGGGCAAGAUGCGAGGACAAGCAUUUGUAGUAUUCAGGGAUUUCCAAGGCGCUACACAAGCAAUGCGCCAACUCGAUGGUACCGGCUUCUUGGACCGAGAACUUAAGAUAACUUACGCAAAAACUCAAUCACAUGCAACUAUCCGGCAAAUUGCUGGUGAGGAAGUGCUAUAUCAUGUUAAGCUAGGCUUGAAGGAUCCGAACACCUUGCAAGAUAAGAAUUCCAAGUUGACUGGGAAAAUGACCGUCAGUGGGGCACAAGCCGCGAAUAUGGAGAAAAAGAAGGCUGAAGAGACUGCAACGAAGAAGCGAUUACAAGGUUCAACUUCUGAUAGCGAACAUGAAGAUGACGAAGAAGAAGAUUCCGCGAUGGCUGAUGGCACUAAUAACCCAGCUUCAAAACGGUCCAAGACAACUCACCCUACGGCUGAAGAUGACGAUGAGGAAGCAAUGGAGGAAGAUUCUGAUUCAGAACAGCCUGCCGAUUCUGCUGCUGCCGCCGCUGUCAAAGCGGCAGGCUCAGCACCCAUUUUAUCAGGAGAGGACCCCAACCCAGUGUUGUUCUUAGAGGGCCUUCCGGCAGAAGUAACGGAUGAUAUGAUGGCCGUCCUAUUCCAACAGUAUCCUGGUUUUCAAAGCGUCAGGUUGGUUCCAGGCAGGACAGGAAUCGCAUUUGUACAAUAUGAUACGGCUGCUCAGAGUGACAUGGCCAAGGCUGCUCUUGAUGGCUUCAAGCUUGCACCCGGCGUGGUGAUGAAAGUCUCGUUUGCACGACGCGGUUGA
Puccinia triticina is the source of this 1062-nucleotide messenger RNA. RefSeq lists its product as uncharacterized. Gene Ontology annotation, molecular function: U1 snRNA binding. Gene Ontology annotation, cellular component: U1 snRNP. The coding region runs from base 1 to 1062 and encodes 353 amino acids. NCBI's taxonomy places the organism in Eukaryota, Fungi, Basidiomycota, Pucciniomycetes, Pucciniales, Pucciniaceae. The record is from RefSeq and is a predicted model, not a curated record. The transcript is spliced from 7 exons. Gene Ontology annotation, biological process: mRNA splicing, via spliceosome.